AUGGUAGAAGAUUAUCAAACAACUAACAAUGUAGUGGAAUCAUACUUGACUAAUAUAUUGUUGAAGGACUUGAAUGAACUCUUAAACCUGCACGGUAAAAAAAUUGAAGAUUAUGAUCUCCCAUCUUUACCCCCUAAUACAAUAGAUGGAGAUGCAAUUUCAAGUCUCAUACAAGAGGAGUUAGCGGUCGAUAUCCCCAAUGAAGAUAUUGAAUUUGUUGCUAAGUUAAAUAAUGAUCAAAUGAUUACAUUCAAAACUAUUAUGAAUGUAAUUGUUCAAAAACACAGUGGGGUAUUUUUUGUUGAUGGUCCAGGAGGAACAGGUAAAACAUUCCUUUAUCAAAGAUUAAUGGCAAGUUUAAGAAGUAGAGGAGAAAUUGUCUUAGCAACUGCAUCAUCUGGUAUAACUGCAACAUUGUUGCCCAGUGGUAGGACUGCACACUCUCGAUUUAAGAUACCUAUUGAUAUACAACCGAGUUCCAUUUAUGGUAUUCAAAAGCAAAAAGAUCUUGCAAAUCUCAUUAGAGUUGUUGCCGCAAUAAUUUGGGAUGAAGCACCAAUGACAAACAAAAAUUGUUUGGAAGCCUUAGAUCUAUCAUUACAAGACAUUUGUAGCAAUAGUGCUCCAUUUGGUGGAAAAGUUCUGAUCAUGGGGGGAGAUUUUUGUCAAGUUCUUCCUGUUGCAAGAAAAGAGUUUGCAGAAUUUCUUAUUCGCAUUGGUGAUGGUGUUGAACCUACCAAAGCAGAUGAUAUAGUGAGGUUACCUUCACAGAUUACAAUCCCAUGGGACAGUGAACAUUCCAUACAAAUAGAAGACUUUGAAGAUAAAUGGAACACAUGGAAGGAUGAACAAACAAUUUCAUCCAUCGGCAAACUCGACAAUAAGGUGUAUUUACCUUUUGGGCAAUACGUGUAA
Lathyrus oleraceus (garden pea) is the source of this 915-nucleotide messenger RNA. RefSeq lists its product as uncharacterized. Gene Ontology annotation, biological process: DNA repair; telomere maintenance. The coding region runs from base 1 to 915 and encodes 304 amino acids. The record is from RefSeq and is a predicted model, not a curated record. Lineage: Eukaryota; Viridiplantae; Streptophyta; Magnoliopsida; Fabales; Fabaceae. The transcript is spliced from 3 exons. Gene Ontology annotation, molecular function: DNA helicase activity.